This is a messenger RNA of Brassica napus (rape), 1290 nucleotides long. RefSeq names its product S-protein homolog 6-like. The record is from RefSeq and is a predicted model, not a curated record. The transcript has a single exon. Lineage: Eukaryota; Viridiplantae; Streptophyta; Magnoliopsida; Brassicales; Brassicaceae. Bases 790 to 1224 code for a protein of 144 amino acids.
AGAAAUGUAUUUUUUUUGUAAUCUUGUUUCUUUUGAAUUUGUUUAACUCUUUCACUUUUUUUUUUAAUUUCAAUUAGAUUUUAUAUUUUGUAGAAAAAUAAAUUUUUAAUUUUCAUUAUAAUUUAGUGAAUACUUAUUUAUUUUAAUUAUAUCUCUUAGCAGCUAGUCUUAAAUAUGUCUGUUUUUUUAAAGUUAGUUUAAGAAUUGGUCCCAGAAUCACUGAUCUUAUACCAGCAUGAACGUUUAUAAUAUAAUUUGUGUACAAAAAAAAUAUCAACAUGACACCAUGCAUUCCUCAGUUUAUCAUGAAAUAUUCCUAUAUAGAUAUAUCUUCUUUUUUUUUUUUGAACACCUCUAUAUAGAUAUAUCUAUAUAGUGAUUUCCAGUUGAUCUUUGAAAUGAGUUUCCUCUAAUUAUCAUGCCUUCUUUUCUAUAUUAAAUUAAUAUUUUCAUAUAUGUUUCUGCCCUAUUUUAAAAAUUAUAGUACUGUUUCCAUUUUUUCUCUUUUAACCAAAAAAUUGACAUUAUAAUUUAUUUCUAUUUAACCUGUGAAAUCUUAUAAAUUCAGUGCACAUAAAAAAUUACUUAAUUACUGUGAGAUACAUUUUUUAAUAAAAAAGGUAAAUUAGCAUGAGAUUUCAGAAUAGAAGUAUAUCUAUGUGUGGUACACAAUCCUUUAAAUCUCUUCUAAAUAGAUACACAAUCCUCUUCUAAAUAGCUCUCACUAAGAAGAAAGAAGAAACAAAAACAAAAAUUAAACCUUUGCAUCAUUUAGAAGAAAAUAUAAAAAUGAGAACUAUGAAAAAGAUCCUUCUUUCACUUAUCAUCAUCUCAUCAAUCAUCACCUUGACGUCUAUGCUUCAGCCACAUACUUUGUCACUGGGUGAGGAAUUCGACGUGCGUGUUAUCAACAGCUUCAGAGACAACUCCUCUCUACCUCUAGUGAUCUGGUGCACCUCGCCACAAGGUGAUCUCGGUGGUCGCGCGCUUCAAGAGGGAGAUGACUUCCGAUGGACGGCCAGGAUCGAGCUGUGGUCGUGGAGGGCAGAGUACACGUGUACAAUGAAGUGGGAGUUGAAGAGGAAGAGGUUCGAGGCGUUUAAGGUUUCUAGAGACAGCAAUAGAUGUGGAAUUACAAAGAAAUGUUCUUGGUCCGUUAGAGAAGAUGGAUUUUAUUUUAGUAGUGACGAGAUUUAUUGGACCAAAGAUUUUUCUUGGUUAUAAUUUUAUCAAUUUUAAACCUGAUUUUCUGUCCAAUCACUUGAAUAUAAUAAUCAUUUUGUCAAUAGA